Trichoderma harzianum CBS 226.95 is the source of this 594-nucleotide messenger RNA. RefSeq lists its product as hypothetical. The record is from RefSeq and is a predicted model, not a curated record. The transcript has a single exon. Lineage: Eukaryota; Fungi; Ascomycota; Sordariomycetes; Hypocreales; Hypocreaceae. Bases 1 to 594 code for a protein of 197 amino acids.
AUGGCAAUCCAGAGGCAUGUCGAAUCCUUCUCAGUUGACAACUCUGUUAACCUGCAAUUACUCAACUAUUCAGGCAAAGAAUUUCGAGAAUGCCAACUCUCUGCGUCUGGCCAACAGUACGACCAGCUUGUAGUUGGGGCGGCCAUAUUUCGCCACAUUCCGAAUUUGACCUCUUCAAAAAUGCCAUGCAUUCUUCUCUUGAAACGGGCACCUCAUGAACCAUACUUCCCCAACAUCUUUGAGUUACCCUGCGGGAAAGUCGAUUUAACUGACCCGACACUCAAACAUGCCCUUGUCCGUGAGGUAAAAGAGGAAACGGGGCUAGAUGUCACCAGAAUCUCCGCACAGCUGGGUCCAAUGAUAUACCAAACUGAGAAAACCAUUAAGAGCGACGCAGGAGUCGAAGCCUCAGUUGUCAAGAGCGCUAUUCAGCUCAACUAUGUGGUUUCAGUGUCCGAUGGAAUGGUGAAGUUGAGUAUAGACGAACAUUCAGAGAGCCGUUGGGCCACAGAGGAGGAGUUGGAUGAACUGGACAUUACAGAUGAGACAAGAGCAGUCAUUCGGGAAGCAUUCCAGUGGAGUGCCAGCCAGUGA